UGUGUGUGUGUGUGCGUGCGUGCGUGUGUGUGUGUGUGCGUGCGUGCGUGUGCGUGUGCGUGUGUGCGUGCGCACAGCUCGAGUGUUGUUUACAGCGGUGAUCCUCGGAGCAGCAGAGAGAGAUCACAGGAGUCUGGGCCGCUGCAGUGCAGCUCGGUACCGCAGCAGAAACCUUCAAUGCCAAAGUGUUGUUUUUUUUUGUUUUUUUUUUUAAAUACACAAAACAGGCUAUUAUUUUAGUCGACGUGGAAAACCAUCCGCAAGCCCGAGAGCACGGUGUUAAUAGGGAUUAUUUCUACUGCAGAAAAAGCAGGUCGUGAGAGCGAGAGCGCAGACGGAGGGAGGGAGAAGGAGAGGAGCUGCAGUUGGUCGAAACCAUUUUUGUCCUGGCGGAUAUUUUGGAUGUGGCCCUAUUGGGAAGCUCAUUGAACGGAGGGCUACGUUUUUCAUUCAUAGCCUAUCCGAGUCAUCCUCGGCUGAACCCUGAGCUCGUUGUUUCCUCUCACGUCCCAGGGAUUCACUGCAAUCAGGCCGAGUGUGAACCAAAAACAAUUCGGUUUCCAAUAAGACGGUUUAGUUUGGGAUGAGAGAGGUUUUAGUUUUCUGACUGUGAAGUUAGCUAUAGCGCUGCUUUCUGUUUGUUUUCUCGCUCUCUCUCUCUCUCUCUCUCUCUCUCUCUCUCUCUCUCUCUCUCUCUCUCUCUCACUGAAAUGGAGGCUGAAGAUGCGGAUUGUCGUUCGUGUGAACUGCACGGAUCGAGACGCUUCAGAUGUCCCAGUCGUUGGCAGGAAUAACACGUCUUCAUCGAUCUGAAUGUUUUGUCAAGAGGAACAAUUUAUUUCCAAGUCUGUCCAUCUUGUUCCAGCGCAACCGAAAACGCGGAUUAGUUUUUUCCCCCAUCACUGAUUCUAAGAGACCAUAAGGAGCUGCUUUCGUUUUAAUCUUGGUGUACUGUUUUUAUAGAUGUGGAACAAGGCCUUUCUGUUGCUCAGAAAGCCGCUGAAUGCGACAGGAAUGAGACCAGAAACAACGAGGAAUAUUCCGACCUUCUUCUGGGGUCUGGUGCUGUGUGUGUGCGCGAUGCGCCACUUCACCAGCGGACAGAUUGGAGAGAUCUGUGGACCUCACAUUGACAUUCGCAAUGAAAUCAGUGAGUUCAAGAAGCUGGAGAACUGCACGGUGGUGGAGGGCUACCUGCAGAUCCUCCUGAUAGGAGAUAAAAACCACAACCUUCAACAGGAGUUUCGCAUGCUUAGCUUCCCCAAGCUCACCAUGGUCACAGAUUAUCUACUCCUGUUCCGUGUAGCCGGCCUUGACAGCCUCAGCACGCUCUUCCCCAACCUCAGUGUCAUCCGAGGACGCAAUCUUUUCUACAACAACGCCCUGGUAAUCUUCGAGAUGACCAGCCUAAAAGACAUUGGCCUGUACAACUUGAGGAACAUCACACGAGGGUCCAUUAGAAUCGAGAAGAACCCAGAGUUGUGUUAUCUCGACUCGGUGGACUGGUCUCUCAUUAUGGAUGCAGAGUUUAAUAACUACGUUUCUGGAAACAAGCUGUCCAAAGAGUGUGGCGAUGUCUGCCCUGGCAUUAUGGAGGACAACCCUCAGUGUUUCAGGACCAGCUUUAACGACAAUUAUAGCUUCCGCUGCUGGACCUCCAGCCACUGCCAGAAAGCAUGCCCACCAAAAUGUGAGGGUCAAGCCUGCAUGGAUUCGGGCGAGUGCUGCCACCCACAGUGCCUGGGGAGCUGUACGGAAGCCGGUAAUGACAUGGCAUGUGCAGCCUGCCAGCAUUAUUCCCAUGAGGGCCGCUGUGUGCCAGACUGUCCUCCUGGCACCUACCGUUUUGAGGGCUGGCGCUGCAUCACCAAGGAGGUUUGCGCCCAGGUUCAUUUGCCCAGCGAAGUAGACUUUGUCAUCCACGAUGGAGAGUGUAUGCCUGAUUGCCCACCCGGCUUCAUGCGCAAUGAGAGCCAAAGUAUGUAUUGUAACGCAUGUGACGGCCUCUGUGAUAAGGUCUGUGAAACUAAAACCAUCGACUCGGUGGACGCCGCCCAGUCCCUCCAGGGCUGCACUGUUAUCAGAGGCAACCUGCACAUCAAUAUCCGUCGAGGCAACAACAUUGCUUCAGAGCUGGAGAGUUUUAUGGGCUUGAUCCAAACAGUGACAGGUUAUGUGCGGAUCAAACACUCUCACGCCCUGGGCUCUCUAUCGUUCUUGAAGAGUCUGCGCUACAUUAACGGAGAGGAGCUUUUAGAAAAUAUGUAUGCAUUCUCAGCGCUGGAUAAUCAGCACCUGCAGUAUUUGUGGGACUGGAGCCAGCACAACCUGACCAUCAGAGCAGGUAAACUUUUCUUCCGCUCCAAUCCUAAACUCUGCAUGUCCGAGAUUCACAAGAUGUGGGAGAAGACGAGUGUCACGGAGAAAAUGGAGCAAGAUGAUGUUCGCAACAAUGGGGAACGAGCUAGUUGUGAAAGUCAUAUAAUAAAAUUCAAGACCAACAAUACUCAGAGCAAUCGAAUAAAACUUACCUGGGAACGCUACCGACCGCCAGACUAUCGAGAUCUCAUCAGCUUCAUAGUCUACUACAAGGAAGCACCAUUUCAGAACAUUACAGAAUUUGAUGGACAGGAUGGCUGUGGGUCCAGUUGGACCAUGGUAGACGUGGACCUCCCUCAGGAGAAAUCAUUGGAUCCAGGAGUUUUGCUUUACCCGUUAAAGCCCUGGACUCAGUACGCAAUUUUUGUGAAAGCCAUCACUCUGGUGGUGGAGGAUAAACAUACUGUUGGGGCUAAAAGCAAUGUUGUCUACAUCCGCACCAAAGCUUCCGAGCCCUCAAUGCCAAGGGAUGCCCGUUCAUAUGCAAAUACAUCUUCGUCUCUCGUGGUGAAGUGGUCUCCUCCCAUUUCCCCAAACGGAAAUGCCACCUUCUACCUGCUCCGCUGGCAACAGCAGGCUGAGGACCGUGAGCUCUACCAGCACAAUUACUGCUCUAAAGAACUGAAGAUCCCAAUCCGCAUCUCAGCCACAGCCCUGUCAGAAGUGGAAGAGGACUCUCAGCCCACUAAAUCAGACAUGGCUGGUGGUGAGAAAGGCCAGUGCUGCAAGUGUCCCAAGACAGAUGAAGACAAAAAGGCAGAGGCAGAAGAGCGUACCUUCAGCAAAGCAUUUGAGAACUUCCUUCAUAAUUCUGUAUUCACACCCAGACCUCACAACAGUAGACGUCGCCGGGAGCUAUUUGGUUUUGCUAAUGAUACAUUAGCACGAAGCUUGGGUCAGAACAUGACCGCGUCGGAUGGCAACAUGACAGAACCCGAGCUUGUAGAGAAAGUGUAUCCAUUCUCAGAAACCACAUCUCAGAUAGAGUUCAUGGAGAUCUUCAACCUGCAACCAUUCACUGUCUACCGUAUAGACAUCCACGCAUGCAAUCACGAGGUUCAGCGAUGCAGUGCUGCUGCCUUUGUUUUUUCCAGGACCAAACCUGCAGAAAAAUCUGACAACAUUCCCGGCCCGGUAACCCAUGAGAUGGAUGAGAAGACAGAGGGGAUGGUUCUGUUGAGAUGGCCUGAGCCUCCACAACCUAGUGGUCUCAUCCUCAUGUAUGAACUCAAGUUUCGCCUGGGUUCAGAGCCUGAGAAGCAUGAGUGUGUGUCGCGGCAACAGUACCGUGAGCUCGGAGGAACCCGGCUAACCAACCUGGGGUUUGGCAACUACUCAGUCCGUGUGAGGGCCACCUCGCUAGCAGGAAAUGGAUCCUGGACUGAGUCGGUGUCCUUCUACGUCCCUCAAUCCAAGCAAGCCUAUGACAGUAUGGUCUACCUAGCCAUUACACUUCCCAUAGGGGUGCUGAUCUUAUUCGUUACUGUUAUUAGCACCUUCUUCCUUGUCAAAAAAAAGAGGAACAGUGAUAGAUUGGGGAAUGGAGUUCUCUAUGCCUCUGUAAACCCAGAGUACUUCAGUGCAGCAGAGAUGUAUGUACCAGAUGAGUGGGAGGUGGCUCGUGAGAAGAUCACUCUGUGUCGGGAGCUGGGCCAGGGUUCUUUUGGCAUGGUGUAUGAGGGCAUUGCCAAAGGUGUGGUCAAGGAUGAACCUGAGACCAGGGUGGCCAUCAAGACAGUUAAUGAAUCGGCAAGCAUGCGUGAACGCAUUGAAUUCCUCAAUGAAGCCUCUGUCAUGAAGGAAUUCAACUGUCAUCAUGUGGUACGGUUGCUGGGAGUAGUUUCACAAGGCCAGCCCACUCUUGUGAUCAUGGAGCUCAUGACACGAGGUGACCUGAAGAGUUAUCUGCGCUCCCUGCGCUCAAAACAGCAGGGUUCGUGUAGCCAGGCACUCCCGCCACUGAAGAAGAUGAUUCAGAUGGCUGGCGAGAUUUCCGACGGCAUGGCAUACCUCAAUGCAAACAAGUUUGUCCACCGAGACCUGGCCGCCAGAAACUGCAUGGUGGCCGAAGACUUCACUGUCAAAAUUGGAGAUUUUGGCAUGACACGGGACAUUUAUGAGACGGAUUACUAUCGGAAAGGAGGCAAAGGACUCCUGCCCGUCCGCUGGAUGUCCCCCGAGUCUCUGAAAGAUGGCGUCUUCACCACAAACUCUGAUGUCUGGUCAUUUGGGGUGGUGUUGUGGGAGAUAGCCACCCUUGCCGAGCAGCCUUACCAGGGCAUGUCCAAUGAGCAGGUACUGCGAUUCGUCAUGGAAGGAGGCCUGCUGGACAAACCGGAUAACUGCCCAGAUAUGCUGUUUGAGCUGAUGCGCAUGUGCUGGCAGUACAACCCCAAAAUGCGUCCCUCCUUCCUGGAGAUCAUCAGCAGCAUCAAGGAGGAGCUGGAGCCGUCCUUCAGUGAUGUCAGCUUCUUCUACAGCGAUGAGAACAAGCCACCUGACACAGAGGAGCUCGACGUGGAAAACAUGGAGAACAUCCCGCUGGACCCUGCCUCCACCCUGACUCCACCCUCCUCUCAGGGGCUUACAGAGACUGCUACUUUGCCCUCUGCCCCCAUGACCUGCACCUCAGUCCCUACACCCUCCACCUCACCUUCUUCCUCUACAGCGUCUCCAGCCUUGGACUCACACUUCGACAACACACAGCCGUACGCACACAUGAACGGCGGCCGCAAAAACGAGCGAGCGCUUCCGCUUCCACAGUCGUCGGCCUGCUGAAUUGCCCCACGUGCACACGGUAUCCCAUAUUUUCCCUUACACAUGUUUGUGGUCACUUGUACUUUUUUCUUAGUCGAAAAAACAAACUCAAGGAGCAAAAAUGGAGUCGAUACCCAGAUAGACAAUGUCCUACUGUAAAUCAGUACAUUGCUUACUUAUUUUUAUGAUGAUGAUGAUUAUUAUUAUUAUUAUUUUUAUUUUUAUCACAGUGCAAGAUUUAUGUGUGGCACACAGAAAGGCUGCGUAAUGCUCUGGCAAUAUUUAAAAUGACUCACAUAACCAUCACACUGGGGAGCUGCAGCAGAAACUUCUUUUGUAUCAUAUUUUGUUGCUUUUUAAUUUUCUAGAGGAGGUUUAAAGAGGUAUAAGCAUAUUCUCAGCCAGAGAAUUGUAUAUAAAAGGCUUUUUUUUCCUGUAUCACCCAACAAGCCCAACUUUCUGAGCACUUUUUAAAGGGCUUGUGUGUGUUUGUGUGUGCAUGUCUAGAGGUGUAUGUGGGUUUUUGCCGAAUGAAAACGCAUAUAUUCCUCUCUGCCAUGCUGCAUAUCUUUCCCUCACCUGCUCUCUUUAUCGUCACAUUUCUCUUUCAAGGUAAAGUAGAGGGCAUCUCUGCUAGGAUAGUUUGUUCUCAUUUUAGAACUGUGGCCUGUUUGGUCAAGUUGUCGUUUGCUCCAGCCCCAAAGAUGGGGCUUUUUGAAACUGCCGAUUUUAUUUUAUUUUUUUACCAAAUCAAUACUUCUUUUUCAUAUUUAUUAAUCAGCAUGUUUAUGUUUCCCCUCUUUACUUCCUAAAUUUUGUUUGAACAAGAAAGUACUGCAGUCAUGAAACUAUAGCUCCUACACUGGCCUCAUGCUAUAAUUUUUUUCCUGGUAAAGCAGUCGGUCUGCUCUCCCCUCUGGUAUAGCUCUGAUUAUCCAACUGUGACAUGACCGUGUCCACUCCAGCAUCUGAGAGAUGCACAGCCGCGAUGUGUUGUUUCAAAUGACAUACAAACCAUCUGACAGCGAACGUCGACAAAGAACAUGUUCCAAGUGCUGAGCCAGAUAAGAGGCAUACAAGAUUGUCUCAAACAUGAAGCAAACCGUUUGGGCUAAGAGGAUCACCGGUCUUGACACUUGUUUGCAUAGACUUUGAGGCAUUGUACACGGCAGGUAUUUUGUUCACCUAGUUCUUUGUCUCUGUACAAAUCCGCCAAUUCUACGAAGGUCUUACAGUUGUAUGUUAGACCACCAGAUCAUUUACACACAUCAUUGGUUUGUCACUUUUGAUAACUUUUUUACAGCUCUGAUGUUCUUUGUCUGUACAGAAAGAAGCUGCUAUUUUAUCCUUUUUUUUUCUUCAAGGAUGUUAUAUAUAUAAAUAUAUAAAUAUAUAUAUAAAGAAAUCCUUCAGGUUUAAUAUUUUAUGAUCUCCACUACAGUCCAUUUUCUUAUGCUUUAUACUCUUCUAGCAAAAAAUGAAAGAAAAACAAAAAAAGAACAAAAAAAAGGAAGAAAAAAAUUAUAUUUAAUAAACAGAUUUUCCCCUUCCGCUGAGAGGUUGUCUAGGUUGCCACAUACAAUCCAUUGCCUUAUGUUUUUAAUGUAUUAUUAUUAUUAUUAUUAUUAUUAUUAUUAUUAUUAUUACUGUGUUUGUGUAGGUUUUUACAAAGGCCCUUGGUCUGUGUGAGUAGUUUUGGCACCCUUGUACCAGUUUUCUAGCACUGCACCCCAGGUGCAACUGAAUCUCAGGUCAGAGUUAAGAUUUUGCUCUCUCCAUGCAUCCUUGUCCCAGCUCCUCCUUCAAAUCUGUUGCUUUGUCUUUGGUGUACUGGCGCUCUCUCUUGCUGCUCUGCCUCCCAUGAGUGUUGUACAGUGAUUUUUCUGCCUCCCCCGGUGCCUCAUUCUUAAUUCAAGAUUCAGCUUACUUUUGUUGUGUGUAUGUGUUUUUUUUUAAAUAUCACUAUCACCCCAUCUGUAUAAUUGCUUAGCAUCUGACAGGGCUACUUGGGUCAUCUUAGGUUGCCUUACAAACCCCAACCCGCUCACCUGCACUCUAAUGCAACACGCUGCUGUAGGCUGCAUUCUCCAACGCGCCUCAGCGUAGUCACACGCUCUCGAUGAGUGCAGGCUUCUCUGAUGAAACAUCUGGAAACCAAAUACAGACAGGGCUCCAGCUCAGUGGUCUUGUCAUUUCAUUGAGAGUGAAAGAGGCUCGUUUUUUUGGUUUGAAAAACAUUUAUUUCUAUUUUGAAGGAUUUCUCUUUGUAUUUUGAGUAGUGUCACCCAUGUGUAAUUUGACCCUUGAUAGAAGGCUGUUUUCCUCUUCUGUAGGGUUAUUUAUUCUAUUUUGUGUGUGUGUGUGUGUGUGUGUUUGAGAGAGAGAGAGAGAGAGCGAGAGAGAGAGAGCGAGAGAGAGAGAAGUUUAAAUCACUGUAUAAAUGGCCCAAUGUAUAUGAGUUUUUAAUUGUGUUUUCCAUGAUGUCAUGACUGGGGGACUUUAUUUUCCAUUUCUUUCAAGCAUUUAUCUACCUCACUCUUUUUUGUUAUUAUAUAUGUAUGUUCAUAAAAAAAAGAAAGAUCUCACUAUUUUCUCAUGUCUGUAAGAGACAAACUUCAGCCUCUAGACAAAAAAAACCUCAUCAGCAUCACAAAUCACAUGCUCUCAGAGGACUGGAGAGAGGAGGGCUGUGUAGCUACAUGCAAGCCCAAAACAAGCAGCCCAAACUGUAUCCCACA
Messenger RNA from Tachysurus vachellii, 7874 nucleotides. It is a transcript of the gene igf1ra, whose product is annotated as insulin-like growth factor 1a receptor. The transcript has 21 exons. The record is from RefSeq and is a predicted model, not a curated record. Gene Ontology annotation, biological process: positive regulation of phosphatidylinositol 3-kinase/protein kinase B signal transduction; insulin-like growth factor receptor signaling pathway; multicellular organism development. Lineage: Eukaryota; Metazoa; Chordata; Actinopteri; Siluriformes; Bagridae. Gene Ontology annotation, molecular function: phosphatidylinositol 3-kinase binding; ATP binding; insulin receptor substrate binding. Gene Ontology annotation, cellular component: axon; insulin receptor complex; membrane. The coding region runs from base 964 to 5157 and encodes 1397 amino acids.